Messenger RNA from Helianthus annuus (common sunflower), 5873 nucleotides. RefSeq lists its product as uncharacterized. The coding region runs from base 1344 to 5651 and encodes 1435 amino acids. The transcript is spliced from 22 exons. Lineage: Eukaryota; Viridiplantae; Streptophyta; Magnoliopsida; Asterales; Asteraceae. The record is from RefSeq and is a predicted model, not a curated record.
AAACCAUAUGUCCAUUAACGAGCAUCAACACGCCAUUAAUGAACCCCAAUUUGGCCUUUUGUUUUCAUUCCUACUGACUACGAUGUGCCAAAUCAUCACUGCAGUUAGCUUCAUAUUCACCUCGCUGGCGUCCACCGUCUGUCACCACCGGUUCACUCUCCGUUCAAUUCCGGUUCGAUCGGUCUAACUAACCCUAUAUCAAUUCCGAUUUCAUUAUCGUUAUUCAUUCUCAUUCAGUUUCUGUUUACUGACUGUUGUUAUCAGUAAUUCAGUAUCUCCGUGUUUAGUUCUGUUUCAAACCCUAAUUUUGCUGUUUUAUUCACGUUUGAAUCUUCGAUUUACGAUUCAAUCGCGUGAAUUCGAUUGCUACAACACGUAUGAAUUGAUUACUGACUGUUGUUAUCUGUAUCUACGUGUUUAGUUCUGUUUGAAACCCUAAUUUUGGUGUUUUAUUCACGAUUUAUGAGUUUGAAUCUUCGAUUUUCGAUUCAAUCGCGUGAAUUCGAUUGCUACAACACGUAUGAAUUGAUUACUGACUGUUGUUAUCUGUAUCUACGUGUUUAGUUCUGUUUGAAACCCUAAUUUUGGUGUUUUAUUCACGAUUUAUGAGUUUGAAUCUUCGAUUUUCGAUUCAAUCGCGUGAAUUCGAUUGCUACAACACGUAUGAAUUGAUUACUGACUGUUGUUAUCUGUAUCUACGUGUUUAGUUCUGUUUGAAACCCUAAUUUUGGUGUUUUAUUCACGAUUUAUGAGUUUGAAUCUUCGAUUUUCGAUUCAAUCGCGUGAAUUCGAUUGCUACAACACGUAUGAAUUGAUUACUGACUGUUGUUAUCUGUAUCUACGUGUUUAGUUCUGUUUGAAACCCUAAUUUUGGUGUUUUAUUCACGAUUUAUGAGUUUGAAUCUUCGAUUUUCGAUUCAAUCGCGUGAAUUCGAUUGCUACAACACGUAUGAAUUGAUUACUGACUGUUGUUAUCAGUAUCUACGUGUUUAGUUCUGUUUCAAACCCUAAUUUUGGUGUUUUAUUCCACGAUUGAUGAAUUUGAAUCUUCGAUUUACGAUUCAAUCGCGUGAAUUCGAUGUCUGCUAAGCGUAUUUUCUGUUUAAUAACUGUUUUUAUUACUAUCUAUGUGUUCAGUUAGUUAGUUCUGUUUCAAACCCUAGGUUUUUCGGUUUUACUAUUGAUGAAUUUGAAUCUUCGGUACUCGAUUCAAUAGUGUGAAUUCGGUCGAUGGCUACAGCACGUAUUUUCUGUUUACUAGCUGUUAUUACUAUUUCAAACCCUAGGUUGUUUGUUUCUCCCACGAUUGAUGAAUUCGAAUCUUCAAUACUCGAUUAAAUCGCAUGAAUUCGAUGGCUACAACACGCAUUUUCUGUUUAGUAAUAGCUGUUAUUAGUGUUUUAAACCCUAGUUUGUUUGUUUCUUCCACGAGUGAUGAGUUUGAAUCUUCGAUUCUCGUUUUCCAUGGAGAUUACUCGCCACCGUCGCCUCCCCCGCCGGCUCCGUCACCGCAUCCUCCGUCGUUAUCGUGUGAGGAAGAUUUAGGAGGUAUUGGUAGUUUGGACACCACGUGUGAACUGAAUUCUAGUUUGAUAUUUGAAACUGAUGUGUAUAUAGAAGGGGAAGGGAACUUAAGGAUACUCCCAGGGGUUAGGUUUGUGUGCGCUGAUGCUGGUUGUUCGGUGGUAAUUAAUGUUAGUUCUGAGUUUAGGUUAGGGUUGAAUUCGGUGAUAGUAGCUGGGACUGUUGAUGUGACGGCUGGGAGUGCGGUAUUUGACGAGGGUUCAGUUGUGAAUGUGACUGCUUUGGGUGGUGAUCCGCCGGAGUACACGAGUGGGUCGCCUAAAGGGGUUUUAGGUGGUGGUGGUGGGCAUGGUGGUAGGGGUGCUUGUUGUGUUGUGGAUAAUACGAAGUUACCGGAGGAUGUGUGGGGCGGUGAUGCUUAUGGGUGGUCGAGUUUGGAUCAGCCGUUUGAUUAUGGGAGCAAAGGUGGGACUACUAGUAAAGAAGUGGAUUAUGGUGGGAAAGGAGGUGGUAGGGUUUGGGUUGAGGUGGUGGAUGCUGUUGAAAUUAUAGGGAGUAUUUUUGCCGAUGGUGGUGAUGGUGGUCUUAAAGGCGGAGGAGGGUCUGGUGGCAGCAUUUUUGUGAAGGCCCAUAAAAUGACAGGUAGUGGUAUCUUAAGUGCAUCUGGAGGUAAUGGGUUUGCUGGUGGUGCUGGUGGAAGAAUAUCUGUAAAUGUUUUCAGCAGGCACGAUGACCAAACAAUUGUUGCUCAUGGGGGACAAAGUUAUGGCUGUCCGGCAAACUCGGGUGCUGCAGGAACUUUCUAUGAUGCUGUUCCUCGAAGGCUUAAAGUCAACAACCACAACAGGUCUACAGAUACAGACACACCUUUUUUCGCAUUCCCAAAUCAGCCCCGUUGGACCAGUGUUGACAUCCAAGAUUAUGCUAGAGCUGAUGUUCCUUUGCGUUGGAGUCGUGUGCAGGUUCAGGGACAGCUUAGUUUAUCAACCUCAGCCGUUUUAAGCUUUGGUCUUCCCCAUGAUGCCGUGUCAGAGUUUGAGCUAAUUGCAGAAGAACUUUUAAUGAGCGAUUCAGUUAUCAAAAUAUAUGGGGCUUUGCGAAUGUCUGUUAAGUUGCACUUGAUGUUGAACUCCAAAAUGAUAAUAGAUGGUGACAGUGAGGGCGAUCCAAUUAUCGCCACUUCAUUGCUCGAGGCAAGCAACUUACUGGUUCUCAAGGGUGGAUCUGUGAUACAAUCAAAUGCAAAUCUUGGUAUUCAUGGACAAGGUUCACUGAAUUUGACUGGCGAAGGAAAUGUUAUAGAAGCUCAGCAUCUGGUUUUAUCAAUAUUUUGCUGUAUCAAUGUUGAACCUGGAUCAGUGGUCCGAGGUCCAUUGCAGAACACAACUAAUAAAUACUUGUCAAAUUGUGAACUUGAGGUUUGCCCUAUGGAAUUAAUUCAUCCGCCUGAAGAUUGCAAUGUGAACUCUUCAUUGUCCUUUACUCUGCAGAUAUGUCGAGUUGAAGAAGUAAUUGUUGAAGGUUCAAUUGAAGGAUCUGUUGUUCAUUUCCAAUGGGUCAGAACUGUAAUUAUUCAACCUUCUGGAUCAGUAAUUGCCUCUGGGUUAGGCUGCAUUGGUGGAGCGGGUAAAGGAAAGUUCUUGAGUGCGGGCCCUAGUGGUGGUGGGGGCCACGGUGGCAGAGGUGGCAAUGGGUAUUAUAAUAACAGUAUGAUUGUGGAGGGUGGUGAUACUUAUGGUGAUGCUGAUUUCCCCUGUGAGCUUGGUAGUGGCAGUGGGAAUGAUAGCUUGGGUGGUGCAACUGCUGGCGGUGGUAUCAUACUGAUGGGUUCACUGGAGCGCUCUUUGUCAAGUUUGUAUAUCUACGGCUCAGUCACAGCUGAUGGAGAGAGCUUUGGAGAAAACAUGAGAAAGCAAAAUGUCAAUCCUAACCCUGUGAUUAGUCCAGGAGGUGGAUCUGGUGGAAGUAUUCUUCUAUUUGUUGAUAGACUAACACUUGGCAAUACAUCUUCAAUCUCAACCGUUGGCGGCUAUGGUGGUCCCAAUGCUGGCGGCGGUGGCGGCGGUAGGAUUCAUUUUCAUUGGUCUGAUGUUACAGUUGGCGAUGAAUAUCAGCCCGUGGCAAGUGUAAAUGGAAGCAUCAAUAUUGGAGGAGGAGUUGGUAAAGGUCUGGGCCAACCUGGGGACAAUGGAACUAUAACUGGAAUAAGCUGUCCAAAAGGGCUCUAUGGUAUCUUUUGUGAGGAAUGCCCACUUGGUACCUACAAGAAUGUUAGCGGGUCUGAACGAUCCCUUUGCUAUGAGUGCCCAACUUUAGAGUUUCCAUACCGUGCCAUUUUUACCCCUGUUCGAGGUGGUGUUGCUGAUAUUCCUUGUCCUUAUAAGUGUGUUUCCGAGAGAUACCACAUGCCACACUGCUAUACAACAUUUGAGGAGUUGAUUUACACGUUUGGCGGGCCGUGGCUAUUUGGUUUCAUGCUCCUAAGCUUGCUUAUACUUUUUGCUCUUGUACUUAGUGUUGCUCGUGUGAAAUUUGUUGGUGGUGAUGAAAUCUCUAGCCUAGUGCCAGCUAGGCAUGGCGGCUUGCAAUUGGAUCGCUCAGUUCCUUUCUUGGAGUCAUUAAAUGAGGUUCUUGAAACCAACAGAAAUGAGGAAUCCCGAAAUCAUGUGCACCGUAUGUACUUCUUGGGGUCUAAUACUUUUAGUGAACCUUGGCAUCUUCCUCACUCUCCUUCAGAACAAGUAGCUGAAAUUGUGUAUGAAGAUGCAUUCAAUAGGUUUGCAGAAGAAAUUAAUAUUCUAGCAGCUUAUCAAUGGUGGGAAGGUUCAAUAUAUAAUAUUCUUUCUAUUAUUUCAUAUCCGUUUUCUUGGACAUGGCUUCAAUGGUGUCGUAAAAAGAAGAUACAAAGAUUACGUGAGUUUGUUAGAUCAGAGUAUGAUCACGCGUGCUUGCGUUCAUGUCGUUCUCGUGCUUUGUAUGAGGGGCUUAAGGUCUCUGCAACUUCUGAUAUGAUGCUUGCGUAUGUGGAUUUCUUUCUUGGCGGAGAUGAGAAGAGAGACGACCUUCCUCCGUCACUUCAUCAAAGAUUUCCCCUCUCUUUAGUUUUUGGUGGCGACGGAAGUUACAUGGCUCCUUUUGUCCUGCAUAGUGACAACAUUUUAACCAGCCUCAUGAGUCAGUCUGUCCCGUCCACCAUUUGGUACCGUUUGGUUGCGGGUCUUAAUGCCCAGCUACGCCUUGUGCGGUGUGAUCAACUUAAGUCAACACUCAGACCAAUCAUAAGCUGGCUUGACACAUAUGCAAAUCCAACUUUAAGUGCUUAUUAUAUACGUGUUGAUUUAGCUCGUUUUCAGCCUACUGCGUCUGGUUAUUAUCAAUUUGGAUUGGUAGUCUGUGCGAUUGAGGAUGAGCAGUCAACACCUUCAGUUGACCAGCCCCAUCGUUUACCUGAGGUGCAGUCAAGCUAUGUUAAUAAUUAUUAUCGUAAAGUUGAAGAGCAUAGACGAGAGUCAGAAUCCUUAUUGUCACAUAGGCGAGAAUCCUGGUGGAUAUUGAAUAAUAACAGCUUACAAACGCUUAAAGAGAACAUGUUGUGGUACCCUUUAUCUUUUAUUAUUUGCAACGUCAAACCAAUCGGUCAUCAGGAUCUUGUUGGGCUGGUGAUCUCUAUUCUUCUUUUGGGAGAUUUUAUCAUAGUUUUGCUCAUGUUGCUUCAGCUUUACUCGAAUUCCGUGCUAGAUUUAUAUUUGGUUUUGUUUAUUCCCCCUCUUGGUAUUCUCCUUCCUUUUCCUGCUGGAAUCAGUGCUUUAUUUAGUCAUACACCUAAGCGUUCAUCGGGCCUUGCACGUUUUUAUGCUUUGUGGAAUAUCACAUCCUUGGUGAACGUUGUGGUGGCCUUCAUAUGUGGAUAUUUUCAUUACGGAAAUCAAUUGCCGCCCGGUGACAAUAAUCUAGAUGUUUUAGCGUGGAGCUUAAGCAUGGAUGACGGUGGCUGGUGGAUGCUUCCAUCUGGGCUGAUGGUAUGUAAAAUAGCACAGGCUCAAUUAAUCGACUACCAUGUGGCUAAUCAAGAAAUUCAAGAUCGAACAUUGUACUGUAACGACCCCAACAUUUUUUGGCAGUCCUGAAAGCAUCCGCAAAUACCUUAUUUGUGUGCGUGUGUUUAGUCAAUUAAAAGAUAGAAAACUAAAAGAAAAGGUAUAAAAGAUGGGUUAGGGUUUUAUUAAUUUUUUUCACCCAUAUUUUUUUUUCUUCCAAUUUGGGUUUUGUUGAUAAAUUGAUGCUCUUUAUAUAAGUUGUGUUAGAUGAUAAUUUGAUUGUGUUAGGAGAAGAAGAAUUGUUUCAUUGCA